AUGGAGAACAAAGUGGAAAAGCCAACAGAUCUAAAGCUUGACCGAGAUUUUCCAUUGGCAGAUGACGGUAUGUUUACAAUUUUUUAAAUAUUUUUCUUUUAUGUUUAGACUCAGUACCAAAUGAAGUUGACAAUGUCGCCAAAACUCCUCGACAAGCUCAACCAUUGCCAAGGGAAGAAGUUGAAGAUACAGAGGAAAAAGCCAGGUUAAUUUCACAGAUUUUGGAGCUACAGAAUACUUUAGAAGGUUAGUUUUGAGCUUGCGGCUUUGAUAUCUAGAUAAACAUUUUCUAUAUUUGAUGAUACGUCAGAUUUUAAGCCAAUAGUGUCUGAUAUCACGACAUUUUCAAGUCUGUAGCAACAAGCAAAAUUUUUUCAGACCUCAGUAGACGUGUGGAUUCAGUAAAAGACGAAAGUUCCAAGCUCAGCGCUGAGAAUCAGGUGUUAGGGCAAUAUAUUCAAAACCUAAUGUCCACAAGUCCAAUAUUUCAGCCAGCCAACUCAAAAAUGAGCUCUUCAAUGACAAAGUAAUGGUUGCUUUAUGUUUAAGACACUUUAAGGAGCAUAUUUGUGAUCCUAUCGCUUAUUUUCACGCUUCUACUAACUUUUACGGAUUAGUUUACCUAGUAUAAUAUAACUUUCGAAUUACCUAGUAUAACAUAACAUUUGAUGGUGAAUCCGCUUACAGCUUAACAUUUGCAGGUGAUUUUGCCUGUUAUAAUGUAAAGUUUUUAGUUUUUGUAGUACUCGUAAUAUACCAUUUGGUCAUAAUAACAUUUUUAGUCAUAAUAACAAAUAUAGUCACAAUGUUUGAUUAAUCCGCGUGCUUUUACCUUUUGAUUGUAACUGUCGAUCUCCCCAUCACUUUUCUAGGCAGUAUCAAAAGUUUUUGUAGUUUUUGGAACAUCGUUUUACGAGCUUGUACUAAAACUGCACUGUGCACUUUAUAAAUUUUAGCUUUGCACGGUGCAGUUUUUGAAUUUUUACAAAUUUUAAUGUUUAAAAGGGUUGGAUAACUUUUGAUACGGCUUAAAAAUCACUUGCACUUAUGUUAUUGUUCUUUGCUUGCUGUUACGGAUGGAUUUAUGUUCGAUUUUCAUGCAUAAAUAAUAAUUCAUUGACCAGAAAGUGGAUUUUCAUACCCAAAUUUCAGUUUUUAACCGGUUUUUUUUUAUUUUUUAAAACUUUACAGUCACGUUUUAUGUUGGAAGAGGUUACUAAUGGUCUAGUAGUUCUUUAGUAUUUUAUAAAACUUACUAGAAUAAUGAAUAUGCGAAGGAAUUAAUGGAUAUACGUUUAGCUUUUCAAAAAUAAUUAUAAAGUUUAUUUUUUAAAGAUUUUUUUAUCUAAUUUUAAAAUUCAAAGGGUAAUUUUCUAUAUUGUGUUGUGUCAUUUUCAGUUCAAUGUUGGAGGAAUCGGAGGCUCACGAUGAAUAUUACUGGUAA
Molecule: messenger RNA, 1444 nt
Organism: Bursaphelenchus okinawaensis
Lineage: Eukaryota; Metazoa; Nematoda; Chromadorea; Rhabditida; Aphelenchoididae
Source: the annotation of a GenBank genome assembly